AUGACACUGCAGUUGAAAUAUAUAGAAUUAAAUGAAAAUUUAGGAUUAAAGAAUGAAACCAAGGAAGAAUGGGAUGAUGACUUUGAAUUUGAUAAGAAAUCGAUUAGAAUAAAUGAGAAUACUAAAAACUCCGAAUGGGAUGAGGAUAUACAGAAGUCUGAUUACACUCAAUCAACUCUAUUCGAUAGCAAUUCAACUAAAUCGAAUUCAUUGAAAUCUUUAAUUGAAAACAAUCAACCACCUACGAAGCAUAGCUCACUCACUCCACCUCCCACUUAUACACACAAACACACACGUUUAAGAAGAAAUAGUCUAAGUGACCUACGCAUUCCACAACGCGUCAAAGCAGCUCAACAAGGCUUGAGAGUUCAAUUGGGCUCUGUACGUGAAUUCGCUAAAGGUGUGGAUGAAUUGAGACAAUUGAGCAACACACUGGAAUCUAUUAAGAAUAAAAUACCUUGGCCAUCAAUUGAAAUACCCGCUCAAUUAAAAGAUGAAUGCACUUCUCUUGAUUCAAUUUACUCAAAUUCCUGGGAUUCUGCUAAUGUUCUCAUUCAACUCGCUUCUGGUUCUGGCGUUGUGCCUAUCGAUAAUAACGAUAACAACAACUCAGACCUUCCACGUUCACUAUCCACUUCACCUGCUCAUCUCAACUCUUUCUCUGAUCAUCACAACAACCGGACACACUCACAUAAAGCAGGUGACAGCCUCAAUGAUAGACAACUCGAUAUACUCAAAACUAUGCUUCAGUCUUCUCCAUCCAAAAACUUAGACACAAACACCAAAACCAAAACAAACUCAGACUCCCCUCCAUCCACUCCCCUCACACGCAAAACACAUCCUUCCAAACUUCGUAGAGCCUCCCGAGCCGGACUGAACAGCUUCAAAGAUUUCUUCAAACAGUUUGUCGGUUCAGGUUCGGAUUCAAUGGAGACGCCGACGCCGUCGCCUACACCGACACCGACAACAGCACAGAAAUCGACGAAAGAUACGAGACGGGAGCAGCGGGAGCAGAAUAUCAGAGUAUCCCAAGAAAAUUUGGCAUUUCCAUCCACACCGCCUGAAGAAACGGACACACCAAUUCAGAUACCACAGAAGAUGCAUAGAAAAAGACCGUCUAUCGCUCAACUAUUCACACGCAAAGCUUCUUCUGUCUCUUUACAACGCAAGCCGUCGUUUGAUUCGACGAGACCUUCUGUCACUCUGAGAGAGAACACUAUACCACAGCGAGAAGGAGAGACAGGAGAGGCAGACGCAGCAAACACAAGAGACAAAAAGAACUUGCCGAAAGAGCAAGUCACUCCAUUACAGACGCCGACAAAACCCAAACGACUCACUCACGAAUCACGCUCAUAUUCAGAAAACUUGUCUACACCAAAAGCGAGAAUUAGCUCGUAUAGAGAAAAAGAAAUAGAAAGAGAGAAAGAGAAUGCGAAGAUGAUAUCAACACCGACACAUAACCACAUUGAGAAUGAUCAAUCUGAUCAAAGCGACGACUGUAAAUUGCAGUUAACACCUGAUGCUCUACCACAGUUACUCGGUCAUUUGCGUAACGUAAAAGCUAUUUGUCAAGAGUCGCUCGAUCAAUGGAUUAAUAUACCUACGGCCAAGUAG
This is a messenger RNA of Wallemia ichthyophaga EXF-994, 1614 nucleotides long. RefSeq lists its product as uncharacterized. The record is from RefSeq and is a predicted model, not a curated record. Gene Ontology annotation, molecular function: GTPase activator activity. The coding region runs from base 1 to 1614 and encodes 537 amino acids. Lineage: Eukaryota; Fungi; Basidiomycota; Wallemiomycetes; Wallemiales; Wallemiaceae. The transcript has 2 exons. Gene Ontology annotation, biological process: regulation of mitotic cytokinesis.